AUGUCGAGUUUCAUGGCUGCUGCAAAUGUAAAUUCAAAUUCAAAUCCAAAUCCAAACAAGUCCUUUGAGGUCGCUCAACCUCCAAACGACUCCAUAUCAAGCCUAAGUUUCAGUCCCAAAAGCAACAUUCUGGUCGCCACCUCCUGGGACAACCAGGUUUUGUGCUCAACUUGGAAAGAGGAUGGAACGACUGUAUUCUCUGGAGGUUGUGACAAGCAAGUUAAGAUGUGGCCUUUGGGUGGCCAGCCAGUAACUGUUGCCAUGCAUGAUGCACCCAUUAAAGAGAUUGCUUGGAUCCCUGAGAUGAGCCUCUUAGUCACAGGAAGCUGGGACAAGACUAUGAAGUAUUGGGACGUGAGGCAACCAAAUCCAGUGCAUACCCAACAACUACCUGAGCGCUGUUAUGCUCUAUCAGUGAGAUACCCUCUAAUGGUUGUUGGCACAGCAGACAGAAAUCUGAUUGUUUUUAACUUGCAGAACCCACAGACUGAAUUCAAGAGAAUUCUUUCGCCCCUCAAGUAUCAAACAAGGUGUGUUGCUGCGUUUCCUGAUCAGCAAGGAUUCUUGGUUGGCUCCAUUGAAGGGAGGGUUGGCGUACAUCAUCUGGAUGAACAACAACAAAAUAAAAACUUUACCUUUAAGUGCCAUAGAGAGGGCAGCGAGAUAUACUCAGUCAACUCUCUGAACUUCCAUCCAGUGCAUCACACAUUUGCUACUGCUGGUUCUGAUGGUUCUUUCAAUUUUUGGGAUAAGGAUAGCAAACAGAGACUAAAGGCAAUGUCAAGGUGCAAUCAACCUAUACCUUGCAGUACAUUCAACAAUGAUGGUUCCAUAUUUGCAUAUGCGGUUUGCUAUGAUUGGAGCAAGGGUGCUGAAAAUCAUAAUCCAGCUACCGCAAAGAACUACAUUUUCCUCCACGUGCCACAGGAAGCUGAGGUUAAGAGCAAACCACGAGUCAACACUGGUGGAAAAAGGUGA
This is a messenger RNA of Prunus armeniaca (apricot), 978 nucleotides long. NCBI's taxonomy places the organism in Eukaryota, Viridiplantae, Streptophyta, Magnoliopsida, Rosales, Rosaceae. The record is from the annotation of a GenBank genome assembly.